Periconia digitata is the source of this 1866-nucleotide messenger RNA. NCBI's taxonomy places the organism in Eukaryota, Fungi, Ascomycota, Dothideomycetes, Pleosporales, Periconiaceae. The record is from the annotation of a GenBank genome assembly.
UUAUUGGCCCAGUGCACCACAAUGCGUAACGCCGUCCUCACUUCCCUGGCUUCAGCCACAGCUCUCUUUGCUGGAGCUGAAGCUGUAGCUGUCAACCCACUCCCCAAACCUGCCAAAAUUACGUGGGGCACCUCGGGUUCCUUCGCAGUCCCAUCGUUGACUCUCGAAGGCGCCGACAACGAGCUUGUCAAACAAGGUUUCGAUCGCGCCUGGAAAACCAUCGAGGAAAUCAAAUGGACCCCCGCUGCCGUUGAGGCUCCUGUUCGAAGCUUCGAUCCUUUCCCCAACACUACUACCACCACCCCUUCUAGGAGAAAGCUGAGGCGGCAAGCUCUUCCGGUGGGCAAUUCCACUGGAACUCUUACUACAGUCAAGGUCGAUAUCAAGGAUACCGCAGCUCCUCUCCAGCACGGUGUCGAUGAGUCUUACACUCUCAAAAUCGAAGCUGGUUCCGACACCAUCGACAUCACCGCCGCCACCGCCUAUGGUGCUCUCCAUGCUUUCACCACCCUCCAGCAGAUCAUCAUCUGUGAUGGUACCAACAGAAUCAUUGAGCAACCCGUCGACAUUGAUGACAAACCUCUCUACCCUGUCCGCGGUAUCAUGAUCGAUUCGGGUCGGAACUACCUGUCCAAGGAGAAGAUCAAGGAGCAGAUUGAUGGUAUGGCGAUGUCCAAGCUGAACACCCUUCACUGGCACAUGAUUGAUGCGCAGUCGUGGGCGAUCGAGUUGGAUGUGUUCCCGGAAAUGGCGGAGGAUGCUUACUCCGACGACGAGGUUUACAACAAGGAGAUUCUCGGGGACAUCAUCGACUAUGCCGCUGCCCGUGGUGUGCGUAUUAUCCCCGAAAUCGACAUGCCUGGCCACGCAAAUCUGGGUUGGAGACAAGUGGACAAGGACAUCUUGGCCUGCGCUGAUAGUUGGUGGUCCAACGAUGUGUGGGCCACGCACACGGCUGUCGAGCCCAACCCUGGUCAACUCGACAUCCUCAACAACAAGACUUACGAAAUCACCGGCAAAGUGUACAAGGAGAUCGCCAACAUCUUCCCUGAUAACUUUUUCCACAUUGGUGGCGACGAAUUGCACGUCAACUGCUACAAGUUCUCCAAACUGGCCCAGGAAUUCUUCGCCGAGGGCAAGUCUAUGGGAGAUCUCUACCAGGUCUGGGUAGACCGCGCGCUUCCGCACUUCUCCGAGCAAGCCAACAAGACAUUCGUCAUGUGGGAUGAUGUUCUCCUUUCGGCCGACGCCGCUGCUACAGGCACCGUUCCCAAGGACGUCGUUCUGCAAGCUUGGAACAACGGCAUUCAAAACAUCCAGAACAUUACCGCAAAGGGUUACCGGGUUAUUGUUUCUUCAUCCGACUUCAUGUACCUCGACUGCGGCUACGGCGGUUGGGUUGGCAACGAUCAGCGCUAUGAUGUGCUUGAGAACCCCAAUGCCACUGAUCUGACUCCCAACUUCAACUGGGGCGGCAACGGUGGAUCCUGGUGCGGCCCUUACAAGACAUGGCAGCGCAUCUACGACUACGACUUCACCCACGGAUUGUCGGAUGAGCAAAAGAAGCUCGUCCAGGGCGCCAUUGCCCCGCUGUGGUCCGAGCAGGUCGACGACGCCGUCCUCAGCGGCAAGCUGUGGCCGCGUGCCGCUGCUCUCGCCGAACUCGUGUGGAGUGGAAACCGCGAUGAGAACGGCAACAAGCGCACCACGGAGCUCACACAGCGUAUCCUCAACUUCAGGGAGUACCUCCUCAAGAUUGGUGUCAACGCCGCACCGCUCAUGCCCAAGUUCUGCUUGUCUCACCCGCACGAGUGCGAUUUGAACCUCAACCAGACCAUUCUUUGGGGAACGCAGUCUUCCAUUUAA